AUGUCGAAGAAUGUUGCGCAAAAGAAUGGCAGGCAUGGCAGCGAGGCCCGGCAGAAAGACUCACCAAAAGAUGGCCACGGUUCGCAUGUCGAGCGCCUGGCCGACUUCACGCUCUGCUUUGUGCCAUUCGCAGAAUCCCCUCAUGUUCCUGUCGAGCUACGCAAGCGCGGACCCAAGUUCCUCCAUGCCAGGAAGCUUAUGGGCCAGUCUACACACGCCUUCCGCUACACCAAGCUUCUAGAACAACAAGAUAGCCGCCUUGGCGAGUACCAGGAUGGGCCGCAUGGCCACGUUUCCGGGAUCCAGAAUCAUACAUACCCAUCUCGAUACUCGGCACAAUCAUCCAUCAGCCCCGGAUGCGCGGUCCUGGGCUAG
Messenger RNA from Hirsutella rhossiliensis, 375 nucleotides. RefSeq lists its product as uncharacterized. Lineage: Eukaryota; Fungi; Ascomycota; Sordariomycetes; Hypocreales; Ophiocordycipitaceae. The transcript is spliced from 2 exons. The record is from RefSeq and is a predicted model, not a curated record. Bases 1 to 375 code for a protein of 124 amino acids.